UACAAAGUGGGCGCCAACGCCUACACUUUCUCCAUUUGGCUCACCAACUCAGUCGACAAAACGGUCACUUGGACAGCCAACCGUGACAACCCUGUCAACGGCCACAGAUCUCGUCUCACUCUCCACGGUGAUGGUGCCAUGGUGCUCACCGAUGUCGAUGGCACAGUGGCUUGGAGCACUGCGACGAUAGCCUCCGCCGCUGCCCACUAUGCGAGUCUCCUUGACAACGGAAACCUCGUUGUCAAGGACCUUAAUGGCGGAAUUAUAUGGCAAAGCUUCGAUUCACCGACCGACACCCUCCUCCCAUCUCAACCAAUCACCAAGAACACCCAACUUGUUUCAGCAAUAGGAAGAGGGUCACCUUCUUCAGGAUACUUUGAAUUCCAUUUUGAUGAUAGAAAUGUUCUUAGACUAAAAUAUAAUGGACCAGAGGUUUCAAGUGUUUAUUGGCCGGACCCAGACAAAACUGUUUGGGAAAAUCGAAGAACUAUAUAUAACAGCAGUAGAUAUGCAGUGCUUGAUUCAAAGGGGAGGUUCUAUUCAAGCGAUCAUUUCAAGUUCCUUGCAGCAGAUGCAGGGAAGGCAGGGAUCAUCAGGAGGCUAACUCUUGAUUAUGACGGAAACCUCAGGCUUUACAGUUUGGAUAAUACAACUGGGUUAUGGUCAAUUACAUGGCAGGCACUUCUUGAGGCUUUCCAAAUUCAUGGUCUAUGUGGGAAAAAUGGAAUUUUUAGUUCAUACCCAAGGUUGGAGUGCUUGUGCCCUCCUGAUUUUGAGAUGACUGAUCCUAGAAACUGGAAUUCGGGCUGCAAGCCAAAGUUUAAUCUCAACUGCUCCAUGAAACCAGAGGAGAUAGAAUUCAAGUAUUUACCAUACACAGAUUUCUGGGGGUUCGAUUUCAAUGCGUUUGACUUGCUUUCUUUGGAUGAAUGCAAGAACAAAUGCAUGAAAGAUUGCAACUGUCAAGGAUUUUCUUAUAAGGUAGGAAUUGGACUCUGUUAUCCCAAGAGCAUACUAUAUAAUGGAAGGACUACUCCUUAUUCUGACAUCUAUAUAAAAGUUUCAAAAUAUGUAACAAACAUAAACAGCUCAAAGUUGCAGCAGCUGGGAACAAUUUGCAACGCAACUGAAGGUGCUCUAACAGUUGGUUCUUCACCGAAGAUGUUGAAGGGUUCAUCAAAAAAGAUGAUUUGGAUCAAUUUGUACAGCUUCUUGACUGCAAUUUCUGUAGUUGAAGGCUUGUUCAUUGCAAUAGGAUGGUGGUUUGUAUACAUAAAGGAGGAUGAUCACGUUUUGAUGGUAGAAGGCUACAAGGUUAUUUCGAACCAGUUCAAGAGAUUUAGUUAUAGAGAGCUCAAGAGUGCGACGAGGAACUUCAAGGAAGAGCUUGGUAGAGGAGGAUCAGGAGUUGUGUACAAGGGAGUGUUGGAAAAUGGGAUGGUGGUGGCUGUGAAGAAGCUUGAAGAUGUGAGUCAUGGGGAACAAGAGUUUUGGGGAGAAGUGAGUGUUAUUGGUAGGAUAAAUCACAUGAAUCUUGUCAGAACAUGUGGGUUCUGCUUAGAAGACUCACAUAGGCUUCUGGUAUCUGAAUUCGUGGAGAAUGGCUCACUUGAUAAGAUAUUGUUUUAUGGAAAUAAACUUCUUGGUUGGAAAGAGAGGUUUCAGGUUGCCAUUGGGGUGGCAAGAGGAUUGGCCUAUCUUCACCAUGAGUGCCUUGAAUGGGUGAUUCACUGUGAUGUCAAACCUGAGAACGUACUUCUCGACUGCAACUAUGAGCCAAAAAUUGCAGAUUUUGGGCUUGCGAAAUUGCUUAAUAGAGAGGUGAUUGGUUCCAAUGUGUCUAGGAUUAGAGGAACAAGAGGAUACAUUGCACCAGAAUGGGCAUCAAAUUUACCCAUCACUGGGAAGAUUGAUGUCUACAGCUACGGUGUUGUGCUGCUUGAGCUUGUGAGUGGGAGUCGGGUUUCAGAUUUGGUGAUGAAGGGAGUGACAGAGAUGGAGAUCAGGGCAAUGAAGAGAUUGUGUCUGAUGCUGAGGGAAAGUCUUAAAAUGGGAGGAGAGUCUUGGAUCGGGAAUUUAAUGGAUUCAAGAUUGAAGGGAGACUUUGAUUGCAAACAAGCAAUGAGGAUGGUUAAGGUGGCGAUAUCUUGCCUGGAAGAAGAGAGAAACAGGAGACCAAACAUGGAAGCAGUAGUUCAGAUGUUAGUUUCAGGUGAUGAGGAGUUUUAUUCUGAUGCUGCAGAGUCAAUACAAUUUUCCAGUUUAAGCACUCAGUAG
Messenger RNA from Dendrobium catenatum, 2277 nucleotides. RefSeq names its product putative receptor protein kinase ZmPK1. Gene Ontology annotation, biological process: protein phosphorylation. NCBI's taxonomy places the organism in Eukaryota, Viridiplantae, Streptophyta, Magnoliopsida, Asparagales, Orchidaceae. Gene Ontology annotation, molecular function: protein serine/threonine kinase activity; ATP binding. The coding region runs from base 139 to 2277 and encodes 712 amino acids. The record is from RefSeq and is a predicted model, not a curated record. The transcript has a single exon.